AUGGACCAGGAAGCGCUAGAAAAAUUGUCACCUUCGGCUCUUUCGGAGUUUUUGAACACAGAUGUGGGAAUACCAUUGAGUAUUUGUCAAGCCUUUGAGGAGGAACUGGUUGAUGGUCCAGCUUUGUUAGAUUUGACAGAAGAAGAUGUAAAAGGAAUUUGUAAAAAGAUUGGUCCAACAAAGAAAAUUUGUAGAUUUAUUAAUCAGGUUUUAGGAGACAAAAGUGAGGUAAUUUCAACUGAUGUGUCAUCUGUGCGCCCUUCAUCGUCUCAACUUAAUCCCAGUAUGUUCUCACCGCCGAUUGCACAUUCGCCCUCACUAUCAGAUCUACCAUCAUCACCAGUUUCACAUAAAUUGAAAUUGAAAAGUUUUUCAUCGUCACUAUCUCACAACGAUCCUUCGUCACCAAUUUCUUUUAUUUCAUCUCCAUCACCACUGACAUGUACUGAUUCUGAUGAAUGCAGUAGUUCGAUUUCAUCGUUGCAUGUAUCUUCAAAGUUUUUUAUUCCUGACACUUGGAGACCAUCAAUCAUGGAAUGCAUCAAUGCUCCAUCUGAGACUGAAGCACGGAGGCUACUAACCCCAAAGAUUCGAUCUGAAAUUGUCCGUGAUUUAGUAACACAAAUGUACACAGUCUGGCCAAACCCUAAAAGUGCUGAAAGUACUGUCGUGGCUCGUAAAUUGGUUUCAAAAUAUGUCUUUAUGAAAGACAAGGGACAAGCUGUAUCAGGAUAUGGAUCAUGGGAGCGAAAAAUUAUUGACAGAAUACAUAAUGUUAGUGUUAGUGUUAAGCGCAAAGAAACGAAUGAGUCUUCAGAUGCUCCAGUGUCCAAGAGAGGACGACCGAAAUCAACUACUUUAGCAAGUCGCUAUCCUCCUCUGCAGCACGAUUUUAGUGAUGAUACUAGCUUUAAUCGUAACAUAGACAAGAUCAAAUCAGAAAUGUGUAUGAGCAACCCUAGGAAGCAAGUUCUUCUAAAGUUAAUGGAGGAUACAUAUGCACGUAGGCGUGAGAUGGUUCUGGGCAAACAAGGAGUCGUAUCAGUUUCUCACGUACUUGAAUUAUUUCCAUGUUUAAAGAUGUAUUCUAUUGUAAGUUUUUAA
This is a messenger RNA of Amphimedon queenslandica, 1104 nucleotides long. RefSeq lists its product as uncharacterized. The record is from RefSeq and is a predicted model, not a curated record. The transcript is spliced from 4 exons. Bases 1 to 1104 code for a protein of 367 amino acids. Lineage: Eukaryota; Metazoa; Porifera; Demospongiae; Haplosclerida; Niphatidae.